AAAAAAAGAAAAAAUAAUAAAUAAAUAAAUGAAAGAAAGAAAAAGAUAGGGAUUAGAAACGAUUUUAUAUUAUAUUUGUCCUUAAAUUAAAUCAUUACAAACGUCGAUCAUUUAGAGUUAGUAUUUUUGAUUUGAUUAAAAGAUAAAAGGAUGAAGGAAAAAAAACGACAUUUUAAACAUUGGAAAUAAUUAUUUUCCAUUAUCUUUAUACUUGAAAGGAGUUCAUCAAUCUUUUUACAAACGAGAGAUAUAUUUUAAAUUGAAGUAUAUAAAUCGAUCACACUUUUUACUGAUAUAUGUGUAUACAUCAUCAUCAUUAUUAUUCUUAUAAUUUACUAUUUUUAUAACAAGUCUUCAGUAAAAAGACGAACAAUAAGAUUUUCAGGCAUUAAAAACAAUUUCGUUAUUAUCAUUGUGCUUCAAAGGAAUUAAUACAUUUUUACGAACAAGAAAUAUAUUUCAGGCAUAGAUAUAAAUCAGUCACCCUACAUAAUUAAAACUCUUAUUUAUAACUUCCACAUCUCUUACCAAUAUACACAUUAUUAUUAUUAUUAUUAUUAUUAUUAUUGUUGCUAUUAUUAUUUAACAAGCGUUGAGUGAAAAGACGAACAAUAAGAAAUUGUUUGAAUUAACAGUCGUUAAAUUGGUUACUUCCUCCAGAGUCAUUUUAGAUCAGCUGACCAAUUCUCUCUCCGAUGAGAGUUUCGUUCUCUUGUCGUUCUUCUAUUUGUUCAUGGUAAGCGUGACAACGCGUUUAAAGCGCGAAAAUAGAGUUCUACGCGGGGCAUUCGCGCGAGCCUCUCCUCUUCUCCUUCACCUCCUUCACCAUCUCCUCCUGCUCCUCCUUCAUCUCCUGCCGAUCUUCAUUUGGCCAGUGUGUCGUGUGUUAGUAGUGUUGUACGUAGCAUGGCCUGCCAGAUCACGGGUUACGCGUUUAGUCUUUGACUGGAAGCAUCCGCGUUAACAUAGUCCAGUGUGCUUGCUCUCUUGCUGGCACAAUACUUAACAUCCGAUCGAACGAUGAUCGAUCUAACGAUUAUCAUAUAAUAUUUUAAUUUAUCGGCAUAUCUAUGGGAAUUAUAUAUAUUUCAUGAAGAAAAAAAGAACAAAAAAACAAAAAACAAAAAGAGGAAAGAAAAAAGUGACGUUAUCAUGAAAGUUACUAGUGUGUACUAUAGAGGAAUAAAAAAUUAAAAAAAGAGAGGGAGAGAGAAAUUUUUUCUUCCUCUUCUUUUAAUCAUCGAUUACACUAUGCAAUCAUCAUCUCGUGUUAUAUACAAUUCUUGAAGAAUUGUUGAUAUAUAUAUAUAUAUAUAUACGUGUUGUCUAUUCUAUGCUUAUAUUUCGACGAUAAAACGAACAAGCUCUUUUUAAACUUCGUAAACGUCUUCUUUACUUCUUCAUCGAAUCGGCUGAUCGACCGACGAUUUGGAAGUUUCUAUCGUGGAGAACGACAAUUUUUUCAUCAUACGAGAGACAGAGAAAGAGAGAGAGAGAGAGAGAGAGAGACAAAGAAAGAAAGAUAUAAAAAAAUAAAGAUAUAUGCCAUGAUUUAAAAAAGAAAUAAUAAUAAUAAUAAAAAUAUGGAGAUCGAAAACAAACACUUGUUGAUAACGAGAACGAAAAGGAUCGAUAAUAAUAUCGAUGAAGAUCUUCAAAUCAUAGCACUUCGUAGAAAGAUAAUACAUUUGAUGAACUGGGCACAGCGUUUCGUUGAUAGGCUUCCUGUUCAAAUGACUUUGAGCAACUUGGGGAUAUUGGCAGUUUUCCUUGCCAUUGUUUUACCGAAAUCCUUAACUUACAUACUUUUGUAUCCAAUUUUCAGAUUAGUCUUUGGAACUUUAUAUCCGGCCUAUGCCUCCUACAAAGCAGUAAGAACGCAAAAUGUUAAGGAAUAUGUCAAAUGGAUGAUGUACUGGAUCGUAUUCGCUCUUUUUACUUGCGCUGAGACAUUCACGGACGUUUUCUUCAGCUUUUGGUUCCCGUUUUAUUAUGAGAUCAAGAUUAUUUUGGUGCUUUGGCUAUUGAGCCCUGCAACUAAGGGCUCGAGUAUACUGUAUCGACGUUUCGUUCAUCCUGCAUUGACCCGUCGAGAAGCUGAAAUCGAUGAGGCCCUUGCACGUGCUACAGAACAGGGAUACAAAGCUGUCCUCCAUCUUGGCACCAGAGGUGUAAACUAUGCAACUACUGUGCUCAUGCAAACCGCUAUCAAGGGGGGCGGUGGAUUGGUUCAACAAUUGAGGAAAAGCUAUAGUUUAAGCGAUCUGACUGGUGGAAAGGAUGUCGAAAAUAGAAGCUUGCCUGAAUCGCGAGACGAGACUGACAUGGAAGUGGAACCUCGUCGAAGAGAGCACGUAGGGAGAAGAGGAUACAGUCCACGAAGGACACAAUCCAGCACCAAUAGAGUAGAAAUGUACUUUUCUGAAGUAGACGUCGAUAUGAUCCAGCCAAGGCCUAGAGAACCAAUAACUAGUUUAACAUCCUCCGACGAUAUAUCCAGCGGAUACAGUAGCGGCGAAGCAUUGCAAUCUCAUCGAGCAGCAUCCCAAGGUGACGCAUUAGUUAGAACAUCGAGUGUUGGAGCCAGGACACGCGUGAAGCCUCGCUCGACAACAAAAAAAACACCUGAGGACACUGGAGAGGAAUCCGAGUACGACGACCUUCUUCCAUCGCCAUUAACCUUCCUCACUCCUGACCAAGUUCAUCAACUUUUGUUAUUCCUGACUCCGAAUGAUGAUCGUCAGAAGAUUAGUAAGCUCGAUAACAAUGAACGAUUGUUAGACGAUGAUAUUAGAAAAAGAGAAUCUAAAUCGUCAUCCGAAGAAUCUGAGGUUUGGUUUGUACCAAAUGUAACAUCCGAGACAGAUGAAGUACCUGAUAAACUUCAGACUGAACUUUUAGAAAUAGAUAAUAACUCGAAGGACUGUCAAAGGUCAACUGAAAUUUUAACAAAACUAUCAAGCACAGAAUCAGAUCUUCAACAAAAAGAUAUGGAAAAUAAGAAGAAUUGUGAAAAGACCGAUGUUCGUAAAAAUUCUUCACAAACAACCGUCAUCGAUGUGGAUAUUGAUAAAAUCAAGGAUGAGAUUUGUCGAGAGAAGCUGGACGAAUUGAAAGAACUUUUAAAUAAUGCGCACAAGGCCGUCACGAAGAUAGUAUCAUCCGAGGAAAAAUUAAAUCGGAUUGGUAAGUUUGCCAUGGGCGAGGCACAAUCUUUAGAAAAUUUUAGAAAUGUUGAUUCUUUAAAUGUUUUGCCCACAACGAAUUUAACUCCAAGUAACUCUGACGAUAAUGAUCGUGCUGGUAAAUAUAACAAAAAGCCAGCACCAAAGACACCGAUUUUAACGGACGAUGAAGUCGUCCUAUCUGAAGACAAUCAAUCGGAAAAUGCAUUAAAAGCAACCCUAGUAAUCAAAACUGGCAUGGUAAAAACUUUUUCAAAUAUUGACAGUGCCAAAGACGUUUUCAUAGCUCACACAGCUCAAACCAAAAGUAAACGGAAGAAACGAAGUAAGAAGAAUGGUAUCGCAAAAUUAUUAACUAUUCCAAAAAAUAUUUUUCAAGGUGCCUUUCACAAAACUUCAAGCGGAUCGAACAAAGACGAUGAAUCUAGUCCGUCUGUUUCUGAAUAUUAUAGCUCCAGAUCAAGAUCUGUCAGUAUAGGAUCUCAGGAUAUUUUUCCAAAUAAGAUUAAUAAUGAACAACAUGAUAUAGAUCCUAAUGAAAUUUCAAACAACGUUAAUAACGACAAAGUCGAUGAAAAUAAUUUCAAAAAAGAUUUGACUUUUGAUAAAUGUGAUCAGAAUAUUUUAUCCGAUAAAAGAGAAGAUUCUGACAGAAAAGUGACUUCAGUGAAACGUAUAUCAAUACCACAAAUGUCACGAUCGCCUGGUGCCUCGAGAAAAGUUUACUCUGAUGAGAAUAUUGCUUGAAAAUGGAAUAGAAAAAAAAAAAAAAAGAAAAGAACAAAAAAACAAUCGAUCCUUAUUUCCUAUCCUAUUUUUGUUUGACACAACUUUAGAAUACAUCGGAACAUGGCAAGAAAAACGGAUAACAAGUUUUGCUACUCUACCCCGAAGCAAGAAGAGCAACAAGAAGAAAGUAGCAUGAAAUUUACCGGCUGCUGACCGCAUAAAGGAAUAAAACAUAAAAAAAGAAAAAAGAAAAAAAAA
Vespa velutina is the source of this 4172-nucleotide messenger RNA. RefSeq names its product bromodomain-containing protein DDB_G0270170-like. The record is from RefSeq and is a predicted model, not a curated record. NCBI's taxonomy places the organism in Eukaryota, Metazoa, Arthropoda, Insecta, Hymenoptera, Vespidae. Gene Ontology annotation, cellular component: cytoplasmic microtubule; endoplasmic reticulum tubular network; endoplasmic reticulum membrane. Bases 1584 to 3932 code for a protein of 782 amino acids. The transcript is spliced from 9 exons. Gene Ontology annotation, biological process: endoplasmic reticulum tubular network organization. Gene Ontology annotation, molecular function: microtubule binding.